AUAAAAAACAAGCCUCUAUAAAUCCUGUGGGAUACUUUCAUCUAAAUCAGAUUGCAAACCAUAUUUUCAAAGUGAUCUUUCCCACUGACUAUAUUUCCGGAUAUAAAGAUGCUUCUCAGAUCUAUUGCUGACUUGCUGCUGGCUGCUGUUCUGCUGAACCUGCCUUUGGCUUUAUCCAAACAACUUUAUACAACAAGUUACGGUGGGACUUGCACGAGCCCCUGUGCACGAGAAAACACAGAAUACUAUUGGUGCAAACAGAAAGGUGGUAACAAUAAAUGGUGGGAUUACUGCUCCCCUGAGGAAGGUUAUGAUACCAACUACAGGCAGUGUUUAUCACCUUGUCAGAGGGUCCAAGGUUCUGACCAUGAACAGUGUUUUACAGAUAAUGGUUGGAGUAAAUGUGGACGUGUAGUUGAAGCAUUUGAGCGUUACUAUACCUCAGAUGGUGUAAUUUGUGCAAGUGAGUGUAUUUUACAAGAUGAAUACUUUAUAUGUACAGACUCAAAUGAAAAAGAAGGGAAAUGUUCAAUUCUAAAUGAUCUAACUGCAAAAGGAGUGCCGUGCCGAGCAGAUCACCCAUGUGAUUCCCGCAGUUAUGAUUACACCUGGUGCUACACAGAUACCAGUGAUAAUUGGGAUUACUGUGGGAAAGUCAUUGACGACUGUGAUCUUAAACGGUAUAAACGUGCUAAUGGGGAUGAAGAGGUCUGUAGAGUAAGAGAUGUAGGAAAUAGACUUGAGUUGGUACUAACAUCUGUCCGACUGCCUAAUAAUGAUUUACGCCAACCAUCACGAGCACAAUUUACAGAAGCCUCCCAUCUCAUCAACACAGUCAACGCUGAGUUUUGUUUUCCCAAUAAUGCCCGUACUGUUGCCUCCUCCGAGAAUAUUAGAAUGGAUAUGCAAGGAACACAUGAGCAUGAUGGACUUAGGUUUCUGAAUGUACAACUUCAACUAAAUCAGCCAAGGGGAGGAACCUCAUCAACACAUUCCACAACCAUCGCUCAAAUCCUUUUCCCACUUGAUCUAGACACUGCUGUCUUUUCCAGAUACAUAAGAAGAGCCCUGCAAACCAGCAUGCGUAGCGCUUACCAUAAAGCUCCUGUAAAGAUUAUCAUAACCAUGAACCAUUUUGUGCGUUGACCUUUCAUGAGAUCUCUUGAGUAACUAUAUACACAUUCAUAAGGCAGAAUGCUUGGAUUCUGUAUCUUUACUAUCAUCCUAUCAUUCUCUAUCCUAUCAUCUCUCCAGAAAAUUAAACCAAUAAAAUCUAAUAACAAUGUGA
This is a messenger RNA of Xenopus tropicalis (tropical clawed frog), 1288 nucleotides long. RefSeq lists its product as uncharacterized. The transcript is spliced from 2 exons. The coding region runs from base 109 to 1146 and encodes 345 amino acids. The record is from RefSeq and is a predicted model, not a curated record. Lineage: Eukaryota; Metazoa; Chordata; Amphibia; Anura; Pipidae.